Messenger RNA from Paralichthys olivaceus (Japanese flounder), 1879 nucleotides. NCBI's taxonomy places the organism in Eukaryota, Metazoa, Chordata, Actinopteri, Pleuronectiformes, Paralichthyidae. The record is from RefSeq and is a predicted model, not a curated record.
UGCUCUCGACUUAAAAGCCUCUUUUCUUGCUUAUCAGCUGAAAUAAGCAAUCCUGUGAGUGUGGUCUUCGCUUCUGCAGCUUCUCCAACGUCUUCAUCAGUCACAUGUUCACUCCACUGUCUGUGCCUUUCAUGCUCUGUUUGUCUUUUCACCCGAGUCUUGUCUAACACUUGUUGUGUGUUUGUUUUUAUUUUCUGUGUGAUAACUGACGUAGCUCCAAAGAUUCUCCGAUCUCCUACAGUGCUCCCGCGUCCUCAAACGUCUCAGCCCGUCACCCCUCUCCCUGCUGCUGCUCCCUCCUCUACCUCCUCCUCUCCUCCCUUUACCUCUUUCCCCUCCCCUCCUACCUUCCCUCCUCCCGCCUCCGUCUUUCACUUCCCGUCUCCCCCCUCGACACCUCCUGUUUACAUCUUACCCGUCGCUCCCGUCCUCCCUCACUUCUUCACCUUGCCUUACUCCCCUCCUCUCCCCUCCACCCCUCAGAGUCCUUUUAGCUGCUCCUUGUUCUUCUCUCCCCCUCACCUUCCUCCCUCUUCCGAUCAUCUGCUCUUCUCUCCUCCGCCUUCCUCCAUUCCUCCUCUCGAUCUUCGCCCUCCUCCACAUCCUGCACCUUUAAAAUCACCUCCCCCUCCUCUCUCUUCUUGCAACCCCCUUCCCUCAUCUGCUCCUUCAUCUUCCCCUUCUACUCCCCCCUCUCCUUCAAUAAUCUGUGCCUCCUCUCCCCCUCCUCUUCCUCCAACAUUUCUCUCACCUUCUCUCCCUACCUCCCCUCUUUUUUCUCCCACUCAUUGUUCCCCUUGUCCUCCUCUAUGUCACCACUCUCCUCCUUCCCCUUCACUUCCCGCCUCACCUCCUCCCUCUCCCCUUCCUCCGGGAGUCCCUCGUUACUUCAGACGGGAUCGCUCUGUCCCUGAAUUUUACAUUUAGACGUCUGUUGGUUGCUCUGCUCCUCUUCUGCCUUUUUGUGUAAAUUUAACUCGACUAACUUUCCUGGAUUCUGCUCAAGCUUUUGCUCAUUGACUGCAGAAAUAAUUGAUCUGAGCUUGAGCUUGUUUUAAACUCAAGCCGCUCGAAGGACGACUCCUCCGCACGCUAAUUUCAUGAAAUCAGCUCUGACUCUGGGUCUUAAGUUAAGGGCUUUAACAAAAGGGCUUUUCUGACUUAGGUGGUCGGGAACUCCCGACCGUUGCUGAGGAACUUUGCAGGCGACCUGAUUGAUUUUCUGCAUUUCUAAAAAACAGUACAUGUGAAGUUUAUAUUUUCUAUUGUCUUUGAGACUUUCAUUUCUGUUUCCAUCUUCUUGUGAUCUGAUCAUGUGUCUCUCCUGCAGUGAUGGUUCAGCUGUCACACACAAGUUCCCAUGAGGAAUAUCCUUAAAGCAGCUUUAAACAAUUUGUGCUGGUCUCUAUAAGCUCCGAACGCUGACACAUCAACUUACACGUCCUGCAGACGUCGACAUCAACAUCAAGCAACAUCAGCAUUUUUUAAAUGACAAUACAAUAUUCUGUCUCCUUUAGCUCAGCUUUACUCUCAACCAACUCUUGAGAGAAAUGAUUAUCGACCAGUAAUAAUACUCACGCACGUCUGCAGGAUGUGUAAACUGGCAACUUGAACUUGAUAAAGUGAGUUUGUCAACGUUCACAGCUUGUUGACACUGGCCCCAAGUGGCCACAAAAAGCUAGUGCAGUGAAUGCAGCUUUAAACUGUGUUGGGAUCACACCUGUGUGACUUUUGAACACCUUUAGAUGUUCCAAGUGUUUCUCAUUUCAUCACCUCCACCACUCUACCUCUCCUUGCCCUCCUCCUUUCCUCCCCUCUUUUUUUUUUUAAUCUUUCCGCCCUCUUCGACCCCCUCAUCCUCUAAUCCUUUACUCCUGCC